CUUCAACCGUCUCUCCCAGAUUCCUCUCUUCACUUCCCUCGCCCACCCAACAAACUCUCCUUCUCUUCUCUAAUGCUGACCAGACCAUAGAAGCUCCCUCCAUGGCGAUGGCUGCUGCUCUCUCUCUCCCCUCCCCUCCUCCUUCUCUAUCCCUUAUCCCUCGCACCUCAUCCUCCUCCCAUGGCAGCAGACGCCACCUCUCUCUGUUCAAAUUCCCCUCCUCCCCCUGCUCCUCUUCCCACCACCGAGUCUCCUGUUCUUCUUCUUCUUCCGAAAAGUCUUCCCCCGGCGGCGAUAACGUUCCCAGCUCUUUCUGUAUCAUAGAGGGACCGGAGACGGUGCAGGACUUUGUUCAGAUGCAGCUGCAGGAGAUUCAGGACAAUAUCAGGAGUCGAAGGAACAAGAUUUUCCUGCUCAUGGAAGAGCUGAGGAGAUUGCGGGUGCAGCACCGGAUUAAGAUGGCCAAGGAUUUCAAUGAGAAUAGUGAGGAAGAUUCCAACGAGAUGCCUGACAUUCCUUCCUCUAUUCCUUUUCUCCCUUAUGUGACACCAAAGACGCUGAAGCAACUUUACCUCACUAGUGCAGCAUUCAUAUCAGGGAUAAUUGUAUUUGGAGGCCUUAUUGCACCAACACUGGAACUUAAAUUAGGCAUAGGAGGUACCUCAUAUGAAGAUUUCAUUCGCAACAUGCAUUUGCCCAUGCAAUUAAGUCAGGUUGAUCCCAUUGUGGCAUCCUUUUCGGGUGGAGCAGUGGGUGUCAUUUCAGCAUUGAUGUUGAUUGAAGCUAACAAUGUUGAGCAACAAGAGAAGAAACGGUGCAAGUAUUGCCAUGGAACAGGGUACUUGGCCUGUGCUAGAUGUUCUGCAAGUGGUGUAUGCUUAAGCAUCAGUCCGAUAUCAGUAUCGAAUGCAUCUGACCGCCCCAUGCGAGUGCCCACAACUGAGAGGUGUCUAAAUUGCUCCGGUGCAGGAAAGGUGAUGUGCCCAACAUGUCUGUGCACUGGGAUGAUGAUGGCAAGUGAGCAUGACCCACGGAUAGAUCCAUUUGACUAAGGAAAACCACUUGAACAACUUUAGCAGCAGUGUUUCAUCUCCUUGUUAAUGUAGUUUUUCGUUCCCUUGUCAAUGAACAUUGGGAAUAUUAUUCCCACUCCAACCCCUCUAGAAAACCAAAGAACAGCAAUUAUAGAAAGUAAAAAGAUUAAAUGAUUGGAAGGAGCUGUGUUAAUCAUGAGUUGGGUGUUUACAAGGCUGCCGUCUGUGCCAAGGUUCAAAGCUCAAAGCCUCAAACUGUUUAGACGACCUUGCAAGGCCUAAGAGCUGUGGAGAGCUGUUAAUACAGCAGGCGUUUAGUUGGCUUCUUUCUUUCUUGAAAAAUUAUUGAAAGAAAAUUACGCCAUUGUCUCCAUUCUGAUUGCUGUUGUUACUACUUAACAUCAUUAUU
Molecule: messenger RNA, 1443 nt
Organism: Argentina anserina (silverweed cinquefoil)
Lineage: Eukaryota; Viridiplantae; Streptophyta; Magnoliopsida; Rosales; Rosaceae
Product: protein ORANGE-LIKE, chloroplastic
Exons: 8
Coding region: 102-1052 (316 amino acids)
Cellular component (GO): chloroplast membrane
Source: RefSeq, a predicted model, not a curated record